AUGUCGGUCGAACUGCGUCGCCUCCCCGACGCCGACGCCCGCGCGGCGUCGGCCCAGCAGACGGACGAAGAGGACGUCAACACCUUGAUCCAGACUAUGCCGCCAACCGACAAGGGCGCCGCCGCGUGGAAGUUUCUGUUGUCGAGCUUCGUCAUCGAAGCGCUUCUCUGGGGCUUCCCCUUGACCUUUGGAGUCUUCCAGGAAUACUAUUCCUCGCAGCCGCAGUUCAAGGACGACCCGAACAUCGCCAUCAUAGGCACCGUGUCGACGAGCAUCUACUUCCUCGGCGCGCCCCUCGCGGCCCCUCUCGUCAAGAGGUUCCAUCUCUACCAGAGACACAUGGUCGUCGUCGGCUGGGCCCUCUGCGUCGCCUCCCUGGUCGGCGCCUCCUUCGCCGACUCCGUCCCGGGGCUCAUCGCCACCCAGGGCGUCCUCUACGGCUUCGGCUUCCUGAUGCUGUACUUCCCGGUGCUGCGCAUGCUCAACGAGUGGUUCGUCGCCCGCCGCGGCCUGGCAUACGGCGUCCUCUACGCAGGGGGCGGCUUCAGCGGCGUCGGCCUGCCGUUCCUUCUGCAGCUGCUGUUGUCCAGGUACGGAUACCGCACGACUCUGCGCGCCGUCGCGGUGGCCCAGUUCGCCUGCGUUGCGCCUGUUCUGCACAUGGUCAAAGGCCGGCUGCCGCCGUCGCCCCGUGGUGCGAUGCGCAUGUUCGAUGUCAGCUUCCUGCGGCAGCCUCUCUUCUACUGCUUCGCGCUCUCCAACCUGUUCCAGGGGUUUGCCUACUACAUCCCCUCGCUGUAUCUGCCUUCUUACGCAUCCGCCAUCGGGCUGUCGGGUACCAUGGGAGCCUUGCUGCUCGCGGCCCACAACCUGGCGACCGUCUUCGGGCAGCUCGGCUUCGGAUGGCUCUCGGAUCGGACGGACAACGUCUUCGCUCUCAUGUUCGUGUCGUCCUUCGUGUCGUCCGUCGCGGCGUUCACGCUCUGGGGCUUCGCCCAUUCACUGGCGUUGUUGGUGGUAUUUGCGCUGGUCUUCGGCAUGUUCGCCGGGGGGUUCCUGAUAUUCUGGGCAAAGUUCGGCGCAAUGCUGUCCGAUGAUCCCCAGCCCGUGUUCAGCAUGAUGGCCUUCGGCAAGGGCAUCGGCAACUUGGCCACGGGCCCCAUCACGGCGGGCCUGUUGACGAAGCCAGUGAGCUGGGGCUACGGUAUGGGCCGGUACGAGUCGUUGAUCCUGUUCCUGGGCUCGUUCAUGUUGUGUUCGUCGCUCGGGGCUUUUGCGUGGCCCCUGAAGAAGCGCUGA
Messenger RNA from Colletotrichum higginsianum IMI 349063, 1299 nucleotides. RefSeq names its product Monocarboxylate transporter. Bases 1 to 1299 code for a protein of 432 amino acids. The transcript has 2 exons. Gene Ontology annotation, molecular function: transmembrane transporter activity. NCBI's taxonomy places the organism in Eukaryota, Fungi, Ascomycota, Sordariomycetes, Glomerellales, Glomerellaceae. The record is from RefSeq and is a predicted model, not a curated record. Gene Ontology annotation, biological process: transmembrane transport. Gene Ontology annotation, cellular component: fungal-type vacuole membrane.